AUGUCGACUAUAUCUUCUCCACGCCCUUCGAUUGCCUCAUCUCGAGCUCACUCCCCAACUCCUGCUUCUUCCCGCCCAUCGCUCGAUGCCCUGAAUACCAGUGUCAGCGGGGGCCUCAGCGCCGCAUCUACCCCGUCCACUGCACGAGCGCUUUCCCCCUCACUACCACCACGACGCAAUCGCAGCGCCCUCCGGGACUACUAUAACCUUAAGCCCCCUGGGCUAGAUCCGUCCGCCGCUAGAGACCCCUCACGCUCACGGAGCGUACCACGGAAUACGGAUGCAGGAGAUAUUUCCAACCCAUCAGCUCUGGGAUCAGGGACAGAGCUCGAUAGCGCAGACUUCGACCCGCAUCGCUAUGUUGAGCAUCUGCUUUCAACUUCUUCGCUGUCUACUGUACUUAAAGCGGAAAACACGUUGGUUGGGGACAUCCGUACUCUUGACGGGGAGCGGAAGGCCCUCGUCUACGACAACUACUCCAAGUUAAUCCGGGCCGUGGAGACAAUCGGUAAAAUGCGCCGAAGCAUGGAUGAUCGUGGUGCUCCCUUGACCAUGACGAAAACAUUGGGGCCGGCUAUUGCUUUCGUUGCGGAGACCGCUGGUGGGCUCAUCAAAGAAGGCGAGGAGCAGCGGAAACGCAUGAAGGAGGCGAAGCAAGAUGUUGAAGAAUCGAAUCUAAAAAAUGAAAAGGAAACUGUUCGAUGGGUGCUUGCUGCACCACAGAGGCUUGAAAAACUUCUGGCGGACGACAAACGGGAGGAUGCGGAGAAGGACUGGGAAGAGAUUAAGCAUUUGCUUGACGCCUGGGGCAAUGUCAAGGGUGUGUCUGAGAUUCGCGAGGCUUGUGAGAAGGCCAUGACCGGUGCAGGCCACGACGGUUGA
Penicillium brevicompactum is the source of this 882-nucleotide messenger RNA. Its product is annotated as COG1/VPS51 family protein. The coding region runs from base 1 to 882 and encodes 293 amino acids. The transcript has a single exon. Gene Ontology annotation, biological process: endocytic recycling; retrograde transport, endosome to Golgi; lysosomal transport. NCBI's taxonomy places the organism in Eukaryota, Fungi, Ascomycota, Eurotiomycetes, Eurotiales, Aspergillaceae. Gene Ontology annotation, cellular component: EARP complex; membrane; GARP complex. The record is from RefSeq and is a predicted model, not a curated record.